AUGGAUCCUUUCUUGUCACACCUUUUCCUAUUCCUUGUUGUUUUCACCAUGCUUCUCAUCACAAAUGAAUCCACUUUGCACAAUUUUGCUUCUACUUUUUCUAGUUCUAAACAAGAUUAUGAUCUCAUCGAGUGGAAAUCCAGCCUUGAAAAUCAUGUGUCCUUGUCCUCAUGGUCAUUAACUCCUCCUAAUUACUAUAAUUCUUCGACCAACGUAGCUUCAUGCAGUUGGUUUGGAGUUUCUUGUCACUCAGAUGGAAGCAUCAAGAAGUUGAACCUCUCAUCAUCUAGUUUGAAAGGUACACUACUCAAGUUCUCAUUUUCAUCAUUUCCUAAUCUUAUUUUGCUUGAUUUGAGCAGAAAUGAGUUUUUUGGACACAUUCCGUCCCAAAUCAGUCAACUCUCGAAGCUUUUCUAUCUUAAUUUUUGUGAUAAUCAAUUCUCAAGAGAGAUUCCACUAGAAAUUGGGAAUCUAACCUCGCUCUCUAGACUUUGUUUGCGGGGAAACAAUAUUUCCGGUCGUAUUCCUGAUGAGAUAGGGAAUUUGAGGUCUCUUGAAUAUCUAAAUAUUGCCAGAAAUCAUCUAGAUGGUUCCAUUCCUCAUUCUUUUGGGAACAUGAGCUUGCUCACUACACUUUGGUUGGAUAGAAAUGAACUUUCUGGGCCUAUUCCUUAUGAGAUAGGGAAUUUGAGGUCUCUUGUAAAUCUAGGUAUUGAAAGAAAUCAUCUGAAUGGUUCCAUUCCUCCUUCAUUUGGGAAUCUAAGCUUGCUCGCUACACUUUGGAUGGAUUCAAAUGAACUUUCUGGGGCUAUUCCUCAUGAGAUAGGGAAUUUGAGGUUUCUUAUAGAUCUAGAUAUUUCCAAAAAUCAUCUAGAUGGUUCCAUUCCUCGUUCAUUUGGGAAUCUGAGUUUGCUCACUACACUUCUUUUGUACGCAAAUGAACUUUCAGGUCCUAUUCCUCAUGAGAUAGGGAAUUUGAGGUCUCUUGUAGAUAUAGAAAUUAACAAAAAUCAUCUGAAUUGUUCAAUUCCUCCUUCAUUUGGGAACCUCAGCUUGCUCACUACACUUUAUUUGUUUCAAAAUGAACUUUCUGGGCCUAUUCCUCAUGAGGUAGGGAACUUGAGGUCGCUUGUAGAUCUAGAAAUUUCCAUAAAUCAUAUAGAUGGUUCAAUUCCUCCUUCAAUUGGAAAUCUGAGUUUGCUCACUAUACUUAACUUGGAAAGUAAUGAACUUUCCGGACCUAUUCCACACGAGCUAGGGAAUUUGGAGUCACUUUCAAGUUUACAAUUGCACAACAACAAACUUUCUGGAAAUUUGCCCGAUAACAUGUUCCUACAUGGAAAGAUUCAAUACAUUUCUUUGUCUGACAAUGCGUUCAAAGGUUCAAUCCCACAAAGCCUUCGAAAUUGCUCCGAUUUAAUUAGAAUUUGGUUUGAUGGAAAUUUUCUAACAGGAGAUAUUUCUGAAAGUUUUGGCAUACAUCCGAAAUUGUAUUAUGUAAACCUUGCAAGGAACUAUUUUCAUGGGGAGUUGACUGAUAAAUGGGGUAAGUUCAACAAACUUGGAACCCUCAAGAUAUCUGAAAACAAUAUCACCGGUACAAUUCCCCAGGAACUUGGAGAUUCGGUUAUGCUACAACAUAUUGAUCUCUCUUCUAAUCAAUUGGUUGGAAACAUUCCUAAGAAAUUGUGUAAUCUAAAGGAUAUGUUACACUUGGAUCUUAGCAAUAACCAGUUUUUUGGCCUAAUACCGAAAGAGCUGGGAUUGAUGACUAAACUUUGGAAACUUGACCUUUCAAGAAAUAAAUUGAGUGGAACAAUUCCAGAAUUUCUUGUAGAUUGUGAGCAACUUGAUUCCCUAAACUUGAGCCACAAUGGUUUAAAUCAUGAAGUUCCACUUCAAAUUCUAAAGCUAAAAAAUUUGAGGACUCUUGAUCUAAGCCAUAAUUUGCUUGUUGGUGAGAUCUCAUCCGAGUUUCAAAGUCUGCAGAGUAUAGAAGUUCUUAACCUAUCCCACAAUCACUUCUCUGGAACUAUUCCUAUGGAAAUUAUGGGUAUGCGUAGCUUAAUUUUUGCAGAUGUCUCCUAUAACUAUUUAGAGGGUCUUAUCCCCAAGUGCAAUGCAUUCACUAAUGCUUCAAUGCUAGAAGGGAACAAUGGGCUAUGUGGUGACAUUGUUGGAUUUAAACGGUGCACAACGUCAAGAAAACACAAGUACUUCAUGUCCCUAGUAAUUGUGUUUAGUAUUUUAGGAGCACUUGUAUUUCUAUGUACCGUCAUAGGGCUUGUGAUAUUUUAUGAAAAAAGAAAGAGAAUACCUACAAGCGAAGUACUUCAAGAAGAUCACCGAAGUUUGUUCUGCAUUACCAACUUUGAUGGAAAAUCAUUAUAUGAUCAGAUCUUGAAUGCGACAAACGAUUUUGACAAUGAGUUUUGCAUUGGAGAAGGAACACAUGGUAUUGUUUACAAGGCGAUUCUAGGAUCAGAUUGGAUAGUAGCUGUGAAGAAAGUGCACUUGCCAUUGCAACAAUCUAAAAAUGCAACUUUUGUUAAUGAGGUGACAACAUUAACAAAUAUAAGGCAUCAUAACAUUGUGAAGCUUUAUGGAUUUUGCUCACAUGCCCGUCACUCAUUUCUGAUUUAUGCUUAUCUUGAACGGGGUAGUUUGAAAGCAGUGCUAGAUGAAGAAAACGAAGCAAUGCGAUUAGAUUGGAGUAAGAGGUUGAAUAUAAUCAAAGGAGUGGCAGACGCUUUGUCGUAUAUGCAUCAUGAUUGUUCACCCCCAAUUGUUCAUCGUGACAUAUCAAGCAAAAAUAUUUUGCUAGGCUUGGACUACGAGCCUCAUGUUUCGGACUUUGGCACCGCCAAAUUUUUAAAGCUCGACUCUUCAAAUUGGAGUGAGCUUGCAGGCACAUAUGGAUAUAUUGCUCCCGAGUUUGCUUACACGAUGAGAGUAACUGAAAAGUGCGAUGUGUAUAGCUUUGGGGUUUUGGUACUUGAAGUGAUCAAAGGACAACACCCUCAUGAUCUUAUUGCAGUUUUGUCAUCUCCGUUCUCUGAAAAGGUGGAUUUAAAGGAUUUGAUGGAUCACCGUGUUGCGCCCCCUUCGUUACAAACUAAGAUGAUAUUGGAGUCCGUGAUAAUGGUCGCAAUUGAAUGCCUACAAACCAUUCCAAAAAGAAGGCCAACAAUGUAUCAAGUCUCCACGCGCCUAUCGGCCCUUGGUUUACCAAUUAUCACACGCCCUUCUAACACUCGUCCAUAAACAUUCUCUCACUAGGUUACGUUUUGAUUUCACCUUAUCAUCAUUAGUUUGGUAUUCAUGAGAUAUGGUUUCAUGUUGUGAGUUUGGUACG
Molecule: messenger RNA, 3355 nt
Organism: Cynara cardunculus var. scolymus (artichoke)
Lineage: Eukaryota; Viridiplantae; Streptophyta; Magnoliopsida; Asterales; Asteraceae
Product: MDIS1-interacting receptor like kinase 2-like
Exons: 2
Coding region: 1-3264 (1087 amino acids)
Biological process (GO): hormone-mediated signaling pathway; protein phosphorylation
Cellular component (GO): plasma membrane
Molecular function (GO): protein binding; protein kinase activity; ATP binding
Source: RefSeq, a predicted model, not a curated record